Molecule: messenger RNA, 2883 nt
Organism: Periconia digitata
Lineage: Eukaryota; Fungi; Ascomycota; Dothideomycetes; Pleosporales; Periconiaceae
Source: the annotation of a GenBank genome assembly
CUUGCGCCGCGCUGUUUGACGCGUGCCGCCUCUGUUGGACACUAUCCCGUCCGAGCCAAGGGCCACAUUAUUGUCAAUCAUCAGACAGACACUACGGGGGUCACAGCUUUGCUCCCGGCACGGACCACAUCGCUCGUUCGCUCGCUCGGUAGCGUCAGCAGGGUCGAUUUCUUGUUCUUCCCAGCCUUCUUCUCUCGCUCCAUCAUCACCACCCACAGACACCACCGCCGCACCCACUGCACCGCACCGCAGCUCUUCCAGCACCCUCCCACCGCCAUCAUGGCUGGAAAAGGAGGCAGUUUCGCCCAGCGCAUGAGUCAGAUCGCGCCCUCUGUCGAGAAUUGGGACGACGAUGGGGACUUUCUUGCUGAUAGCUCCACCGACCUUUUCUCCAACUCAAUAUCCACCCGCCAGUCCAUGUCCUCGCGCGUUUCCAUGCGCUCCGAAUCCAACACCGGCGACGAUGACUGGCAAGUCCUCAUCGCACCCAACGACAAUGCCUCCACUAUCAAUGCCAUCUCAUCUGCCAAAUUGGCCGGAAUUCCCAUCCCUACCAGUGUGCCCUCGUCAGCACUCCUUGGCGGUUCUAUACAACGUCUCGGCAAGAAAUCUUCCAAUCGCAAAGUGGUCGUUGACGACGACUGGGGGAACGACCUCGAAUUACCCGACGACGCCAGCACCGGACUGAAACUCAAACCGCCCAUGCCGCAUACACCUGCCACCGACGAUAUGGACGACCUGGACGACUGGGGUGAAGGAAGCUUGGGGAUCCGUUUUGCAGGCACCCGACGCGAGACCCGCGGUGCCCGGAGCUCUUCCGUCUCUGCCAUGAGCCCCAGCAUGGGCAGCUGCAUGACCUUCGAGAGCGAGGACGACGACCUCAACGGUCUCGUGUUGCCGACCGAGCCACUUGACUUCAAUGCCCGGCUAGACAAACUGAAGAAAACUGAAUAUCCAACCCCCGAUGCUUCUCCAUUGCCAGUUCAGCAAACACGCGACCCCCCUCCAACGUCUGCGCCUGUUCUCUCCCCUCCGCCCGAUCUCACGCCCUCACCGUCGGCUGUUCAGCAAUCAACGCCUCCAUUGGACACGGAGCCCCUUGCCCAACCCGGAAUCAAAGGGACCGAGGACAACGACGAUUUCCUCGACGGCUUAGAUAUAGAGAGUGACGAGGUGUUUGGUGCUAAAUUGGCAAAUCGCAAUCGCAACGUCGUGGUAAACAAAGCUGCUGCCAAAAUCACACUACCGCCUGCUGCUCGCCCAACAGCCUCCAUCACCUUCACGGACAAACCUGUUACAUCGAGAAUACCGAGGCCGCUAUCAACCUCAUCCCGCUCUCGUCUCACGCCUCUCUAUGAGCCAGGCGCUUCGCAGUCCAGUCAAAGUCGGCCAAUGCCGACUACUACCAGUUCUCAAUAUUUACGGGCCAAGCGUUCUGCACCUCUUCUCCGGAACACUCCGGGACAUGCAUCACGGGCAUCUGUUCCUUUCAUUCCGGCUGGUAAUUCCAAAACACUCUCACAUCAUGCUGUGUCCAAGGCCACGUCGCAGACACAUCUGCGACAAAAUCCUUCCGACUCACGUCGGCCUCUCUCUCCUCCCUCCAUGCGACCAUUCUCGAGGCUGUCCACUGUCAACAACCAACCCGAAACACCAAGUCGCAUUGGUAUGCGACGGGAUGUAGCGGGAGCUACAUCAUCACGUACACAGACGAGACAGCCGCUGCAGCCAAAGACUAGAAAGCGGGAAUGGGGGAGCGGCAACGAACUCGAAAACUUUGACGAUCUGCCAACAUCAGCUACCAAGGAGAAGAUGUUCGAGAAAGUACCGCGCAAUGCUCCCAGUAACAAGACUCUUAGACAGCAGCCAAGUAACUCGCGUCUGCCAGUGACGGAUCGGAUGACAACGCCCUUACCACAGACACCACGGAGUCCCCCAAAGCCAGAUACAACUCCACGCUUUGCAAGAGACACGGCAGCAAGUAGGAAUGCUCGAGAACAACGCUUAGCCGGAAUCAGAGCUCGUGGUGACGGUCCAAUUGCUCCCCCAACGCCCAAGAACUGGCAGGUGCAUGUUGCGAAUCGAAGCCCCCACACGAGUCCUACUGCGCAUAGAAAGCGAGGCAGCGGGCAGAAGCCUCAAUUGAUACAAGGUUUAUUCCAACCAUAUGCCAAGAUUGAAAAAGGAAUGACAUAUAAUCCUAACCUUCAACGAUGGGAGGGGAACGAAGAGGCGCUUGCUCCGUUCACCCACCCAAACAUCUCUACAACAACACUUGCGCUCACAACAGCCAGCACGCCUACGUUUGCACCUCCCAACAACACCGCAUCCUACUCUCAUGACCGCUCUCACUCCAUAUCGCACGCUGCAUUGUCAAACAUACAACUCAUGUCGCACAAUUUAACAACACGUGCAAUCAAGGUUGGCCCAGUACCAUCACCUCCUCGACCAGCCUUGAUUUCACAAAAGACGAUGCCCCGUGAAGUCAAAGUGGAGCAAGGUAUGGUCUUUGACCCAAUCAAGAUGACAUGGCGGAAGGCACCCCGCGUUUCGGAUGGCUUUUCGCCUGUUGAUAUGGAUGAUGACGACGAAGAGGAUCCCUUCGCUGGCAUGGACGACCUCAAAGACAACGAAAGCAUCGCUGGGAACGGUCCUGGUGGCAACACUACUUCCGGCAUCGAAGACAACAUAUUCGUUGGUGAAGAGUUCGAUCUUGGCCCUAGCUUCAUCCGAAGACAACGAGAGGAAGAAGCUGUGUGGCGUCGCAAAGUUGAAGGCUGGGUUGGCGCUAUGCGUGAUCCAGGGGAGCACCGACACGGUGGUUGGCGAUGGGCCAUCCGCGAUUUCGCAGCCAGCGCAGCUGCUGAGUCUCAGGGGCGAUAG